This is a messenger RNA of Oncorhynchus mykiss (rainbow trout), 2626 nucleotides long. The record is from RefSeq and is a predicted model, not a curated record. Lineage: Eukaryota; Metazoa; Chordata; Actinopteri; Salmoniformes; Salmonidae.
CAGGGAACUCCCCUUGAGUCCGGGAACUCCCCUUGGGUCCGGGAACUGCUACAGGUUCUCAUGCCUCAACCAGAUCGUCGGGCUUCCCCCCCUUCAGCCGGCUCGUCAGGUUCCUGCACCACAGCUGAAUCGACAGGCUCCCACGCCUCAGCUGGCAUGACCACAGCUCAACCCGUCUGACAGGUUCCUGAGCAUCAGCAGGGAUGACCAGUCUUCUCCUGAUCCCCAGAUGCAUCUCUUCUGGUGGAUCACCCACAUCUUUCUAUCCCUCCCUUCUCUCCUCUCUUGUCCAAUCCUUCACGUGCGACAAUGAGACACAGUAUGCUUGGUAAGCCAAUGGUGCUGCAACAAAUGUCCACCAGGACCUCUGCCAUAAACAGAGUAAGUCAACCACCUAUCUAUCCAUCAGUUGCUGACUGCAGAGGCAAGACACUUCCAAACUCAUCUCUGCUUGUUCUAUAUAGCCCACCUCACAUACCACAGCUGCACCGGACGCUGCAAAGGUGUGAAAAAAACACUGCAACUACACCAUGUGCACAGACCAGACAAGAAGAACAGAGACCGACACUGAAACAAACCAGAUGUGUGUGUGUGUGUGUGUGUGUGUGUGUGUGUGUGUGUGUGUGUGUGCGCGCGCGAGAGAGAAAGGUGAUGUGGUUUGAUGGCUUCGGUGGGGAUUACAACAUGAAAGAAAGUAGCAGAAAAAGGAUGUAAAGAGGGUUAGAAAGAAAUUACCACGACACUGUCCCAGGAUGAAAAGUGCAGCUACAUGGGAAAAACAAUGUUAAAACUAUGACAGCGAGUUGGGAGUGUUCGUUUCAUUUGGACCGACUGGCACUUCCUGGAGUCUGUGAUGGACACCAGACGAGACAAACAGGAGUGUGUCCACAACUACCUGUCUCUCUCCCAGUCUGGGUUUGACUGGCGCCUGGCCUCCCGCCUGCUCUACCAUACAGUGGGCUUCCUCCUCCCAUCUGCCGUGCUGCUCUUCUGCUACUCCUGCAUCCUGCUGCGGCUGCAGCGUGGCUCCCAGGGCCUCCAGAAGCAGAGGGCCGUCCGGGUCAUCCUGGCCCUGGUGCUGGUCUUCUUCCUCUGCUGGACGCCCUACAACAUCACCCUAAUGGUGGACACCCUCUACUCCAACAACACCCUGGAGGUCAACUGCGAGAGCCAUAAAGCCCUGGACAUCUCCCUGACGGCCACCUCCUCUCUGGGCUACCUGCACUGCAGCCUCAACCCUGUGCUCUACUCCUUCGUGGGGGUGAAGUUCCGGCACCACCUGCUGGACAUGCUGAGGUCCCUGGGCUGCAAGCUGAAGAGUGGAGUCAGGCUGCAGACUGCCAGCCGGAGGAGCUCCAUGUGGUCUGAGUCUGGAGACACCUCCCACACCUCUGCCAUCUAUUAAGGACUUAUCUCUCUAUCCCAAGGUCUCCCAAACUAUGUCCUAAGGACCCCAAAUGGUGCAUGUUUUGUUUUUUACCCUAGCACUACACAUCUGAUACAAAUAAUCAGCUAAUCGUCAAACUAUGAUAAUGUGAAUCAGCUGUGUAGCGUUAGGGCAAAAACCAAAACGUGCACCCCUUGGUAUCCCGAGGACCGAGUUUAGGAAACACUGCUCUAUCCUGUUGCUCUUGAGUUGUCGUUGACUCAAUAAGUGGAUUAUCAAUGUGACCUUUAGCCUACUCCAACUUCCCCUCCAGCAGAUUUGGACUGGAGGAAAGGUUGUUAGAUCCGCACUGUUUCACCAUCAUCUUUUCCCAAUUUUCCCAAUUUUGUAGAAUUAUUGCCUAUUAAAGAAACUCUUUGUAAAUAAUGGGGCCUAUAAUGAAGUUACACAUAAGUAAAUCAGUUGUACACAACUAAAAAAUAAUAAAGUGAUUACAAAAUGAUAUACACUUUUUUAGAGUAUGAACAAUAUCUUAUGAGUUUUAAGCUUGUCAUUUAUAAUUUUACUUACCUGCUUUACGUUUUGUUAUAAAAUGAUAACUGGCAUAUGUGCUCUGUUAUAGUUAAUGCAUUUGUUAUUACUGACACAUGCAAUGAUUUGAUGUAUAUUUUUUCAUUACAAAAAUGCACAGUAUCCUAUGACAGGUUACAAUUUCAAGGAACCAUAGUGAAAUACUGAAUAAAGUUUAAUUCGUUAUACUAUCAUUCAGAAUCUCUGUCUUUUAAUGGUUGGUUAAUAGAUGUCUGUACACCAAAAACGAAAACCCCUAGAGGAAGCCAGACCCAGAUCAGCAGAGAUUUAGCCACACCACCAACAAGGGCCUGUUCAGGAUGAUUGAACAUCAAAGAACAAUCAUAAACAUGUCAGGAUUUGGCCAGGGUUGUUCCGGUUUUUGGUCACUAGAUGCCCCCAUUGUGCUUUUUGACCUUUUGUUUUCCCUUGAUCCCCAUUAUUAUUUGCACCUGUGCCUCGUUUCCCCUGAUUGUAUUUAAACCCUUAGUUUUCCUCAGUUCUUUGCUCUGUGUUUGUAUGUUAGCACCCAGCCCUAGUAUUCUGUGAACUCUUGUUGAUCCCAGUGGACUCGCUUGUGGAAUUCUGUUUUUGUUCUUGUUUAUUUAUUUUUGAGUAUCUUUUGAGGCUUUUUAUGCUACUCCUACCACCUUGUGGAUUUACCUUUUU